Penicillium malachiteum is the source of this 216-nucleotide messenger RNA. RefSeq lists its product as uncharacterized. The record is from RefSeq and is a predicted model, not a curated record. The transcript has a single exon. Lineage: Eukaryota; Fungi; Ascomycota; Eurotiomycetes; Eurotiales; Aspergillaceae. Bases 1 to 216 code for a protein of 71 amino acids.
AUGUCCCCCGUAAGUGAAAGUAUGCGUCGGUCAAUCCGCGAGAGGACUCCACAAGACCAGACUCUAGACCUUCCACCUCCUCCAGAGUCCCACCUGGCCAGGACUGGAGAUACGGCAGUAGACCGUAUCAACUUCUUGGCCUGGCGGGCACGACAGAAUGAGAGAGAAUGGGAACAACUGCAGGGAGCAGAAGCUCAUAUUCCCAGCAGCGAUUAA